UGAUGUUCUUCAUCCUGGGAAGGCCACGGUCCCCAAAACAGAAAUCAGGGAAAAGCUGGCAAAAAUGUACAAGACGACGCCCGAUGUGAUUUUCGUCUUUGGCUUCAGAACUCACUUUGGUGGUGGCAAGACAACAGGUUUUGGCAUGAUCUACGAUUCUCUGGACUAUGCAAAGAAGAACGAACCAAAGCACAGGCUUGCCAGGCAUGGCUUGUAUGAAAAGAAGAAGACUUCUAGGAAGCAGCGGAAGGAGCGUAAGAACAGGAUGAAGAAAGUCAGGGGCACAGCCAAGGCAAAUGUUGGUGCUGGCAAGAAGAAGUAAAUGACCAUACUUCAGGUGGAAAAUGGAUAACAGAUUACAUUAUUCUAUGAAGAAGGGUAAAACGAAUUAUUCCGGAAAGGUACUCAUCUGGCUUUAACAACAAAUAAACUAUGU
Molecule: messenger RNA, 436 nt
Organism: Pygoscelis adeliae (Adelie penguin)
Lineage: Eukaryota; Metazoa; Chordata; Aves; Sphenisciformes; Spheniscidae
Gene: RPS24
Product: ribosomal protein S24
Exons: 5
Coding region: 65-322 (85 amino acids)
Biological process (GO): translation
Cellular component (GO): ribosome
Molecular function (GO): structural constituent of ribosome
Source: RefSeq, a predicted model, not a curated record